GGGGAUUGGAACACCUGAAUCACAUGAUAUGGAGGGGAUUGGAACACCUGAAUCACAUGAUGUGGAGGGGAUUGGAACACCUGAAUCACAUGAUGUGGAGGGGAUUGGAACACCUGAAUCACAUGCUGGGAUUGGAACACCUGAAUCACAUGAUGUGGAGGAUUGGAUGGAGGGAACACCUGAAUCACAUGAUGUGGAGGGAUUGGAACACCUGAAUCACAUGAUGUGGAGGGGAUUGGAACACCUGAAUCACAUGAUGUGGGGGGAUUGGAACACCUGAAUCACAUGAUGUGGAGGGGGGAUGUGAGGGGAUGGACACCUGAAUCACAUGAUAUGGAGGGGAUUGGAACACCUGAAUCACAUGAUGUGGAGGG
Messenger RNA from Staurois parvus, 374 nucleotides. Lineage: Eukaryota; Metazoa; Chordata; Amphibia; Anura; Ranidae. The record is from the annotation of a GenBank genome assembly.